AAGGAUGGGGACAUUAUGUUGGGGGGAAUCUUCUCUUUCCACAGCAGAUGGAAAGACCGACAGGACACCUACAUGCACAAACCACUGCCACUGCAAUGCACCAGUUUGAAUUUCAGAGGGUUCCAGUUUGCCCAGGCUAUGCUAUUUGCCAUAGAGGAGAUCAAUAAUAACACAGAUCUACUACCUGACAUGUCUCUGGGCUAUAAGAUGUAUGAUGCCUGUGGCUCCAUUGCCAGAGGUGUGAGGGUCGCACUGGCCUUGGCUAAUGGUAAUGAAGAUGUAUCUGCACCCACCGAGGCACCAUGUACCAGACCUGCGCAAGUGCAGGCCAUUAUGGGAGAGACAUCUUCUUCUCCUUGCAUGGCUAUAUCUACUGUAAUCGGACCAUUUCAUAUCCCACUGAUCAGCCACUUUGCUACUUGUGCUUGUCUCAGUGAUAAAACCAAGUACCCAUCCUUCCUCAGAACAAUACCCAGUGACUACUACCAGAGCAGAGCCCUGGCCCAGUUAGUCAAGCACUUUGGUUGGACUUGGGUUGGAGCUAUUAGAACAAAUGAUGAUUAUGGAAAUAAUGGCAUGGCCACAUUUAUAGAAACCGCCCAGCAGCUUGGCAUCUGUGUGGAGUACUCUGUGCCAUUCUUUAGAACAGAUCCACCAGAGAAAAUACAAAAAAUAGUUGACAUUAUAAAAGCUUCUACUUCAAAGGUGAUUGUUGCUUUCCUCUCCCACAUGGAUAUGGAUGUGCUAAUACAUGUGUUGUCUAACCACAACUUGACUGGAUACCAGUGGGUAGGCAGUGAAGGCUGGAUCUUUGAUUCGCAUACUGCAGCCAUGGAUAGACAUCACGUUAUGGAAGGUGCUAUAGGCCUCUCAAUCCCCAAAGCACAUGUCAGUGGCAUGAGAGAGUUCAUGUUGGAUGUGAAGCCACUCAAUUCAUCGAGUAAUGAAAUGUUUACAGAGUUUUGGGAGGCAUUGUUUAGCUGUAAGUUCAAGAAGUCAAAGUCAUCAGCAGGGAAUGAGAGAGAAUGUACUGGACAUGAAGAUGUGACUCAAGUGCAAAACAGCUUCACUGAUAUGUCACUCAUGCCUAUAUUUUACAAUGUGUAUAAAGGAGUGUAUGCUGUGGCUCAUGCACUUCAUAGUAUUCUCAGCUGUAAUAAAACAUGUGACAACAAUGUGCAGCUAGAUCCAUUCAUGAUUUUACAGCACAUAAAAAAGAUUAAUUUCAAAACAAAGGAAGGAGAUGAGGUUUACUUUAAUGAAAAUGGAGACCCAGCAGCAAAGUAUGAAAUUAUAAACUGGCAGCCAUCAGAAAAUGGAAUUGUGGACUUUGUCACAGUUGGUCUUCAUGAUGCAUCAUUACCUGCAGACAAACAAAUGAAUCUGCAAAAUAAGACUUUAAUAUGGGCACAAAACUCUCAACAGGUGCCUGUGUCAGUUUGCAGUCAGAAAUGUCCCCCAGGAACUCGCAAGGUUCUGCAGAAAGGAAAGCCUGUCUGCUGCUAUGACUGUUUAAGAUGUGCAGAGGGAGAAAUAAGCAACAUUACAGAUUCUAUCACCUGUGUCCGAUGUCAUCCUGAGUUUUGGUCAAAUGAGAGAAGAGAUACCUGUGUGAAGAAGGAGGCAGAGUUUCUAUCAUAUGAAGAGAUUAUGGGAGCACUGCUCACUGCAGCGUCUUUAUUUGGAACAUGCAUGACUGCUGUUGUGGCAUUCAUUUUCUUCAGAUACAGACAGACUCCAAUUGUCAGAGCCAACAACUCUGAGCUGAGCUUCCUGCUGCUCUUCUCCUUGACUCUGUGUUUCCUGUGUUCUCUGACCUUCAUUGGUCGGCCCUCUGAGUGGUCCUGCAUGCUGAGACACACUGCAUUUGGCAUCACCUUUGUCCUCUGUAUCUCUUGUGUUCUGGGGAAAACAAUAGUAGUGUUAAUGGCCUUCAGGGCCACACUUCCAGGUAGUAAUGUGAUGAAAUGGUUUGGGCCAACACAGCAGAAACUCAGUGUUGUGGGUUUCACUAUUAUACAAGUUAUCAUAUGUAUCCUCUGGUUAACAAUUUCUCCUCCUUUUCCAUUCAAGAAUUUUAAAGAAUUCAAGGACAAAAUCAUCUUAGAGUGUGCUCUGGGGUCAUCUAUAGGCUUUUGGGCUGUACUUGGGUACAUAGGACUUCUGGCCAUGUUGUGUUUUUUUCUUGCUUUUCUGGCUCGGAAACUACCUGAUAAUUUCAAUGAAGCCAAAUUUAUCACCUUCAGCAUGCUGAUAUUUUGCGCAGUAUGGCUCACUUUUAUUCCAGCAUAUGUCAGCUCUCCUGGGAAGUUCAGUGUUGCUGUGGAGAUAUUUGCUAUUCUGGCUUCAAGUUUUGGACUGCUCAUUUGUAUAUUUAUUCCAAAAUGUUACAUUAUCUUACUGAAACCAGAGAAGAACACGAAAAAGAAUAUGAUGGGGAAAACAGCUUCAGUGUGUCUGGCAUUGAUUCUCCAACUGUUGAUAGUGGCAUCUUUCUCUCAGGCUGAUGAGCAGGUGUGCAGGAGAAGAGGGGAUCCUGAGAAUCCCCAGCUUUCUAAGGAUGGGGACAUUAUGUUGGGGGGAAUCUUCACUUUCCACAGCAGCUGGAAAGAGACACGGAAUAGCUACAUGCACAAACCACUGCCACUGCAAUGCACCAGUUUGAAUUUCAGAGGUUUCCAGUAUGCCCAGGCUAUGCUCUUUGCCAUUGAGGAGAUUAAUAACAACACAGACCUACUUCCUGGCAUCUCUCUGGGAUAUAAGAUCUACGAUGCCUGUGCCUCCAUUGCUAGGGGUGUCAGGGUUGCACUGGCUUCAGCUAAUGGUAAUGAACUUCUAUAUGCACCUUCUGAGGCACCGUGUACCAGACCUGUCCAAGUGCAGGCUAUUUUGGGAGUGACCUCUUCUUCUCCUUGCAUGGCUAUAUCUACUGUUAUUGGACCCUUUCAUAUUCCACUGAUCAGCCACUUUGCUACUUGUGCUUGUCUCAGUGAUAAAACAAAGUACCCAUCCUUCCUCAGAACAAUACCCAGUGACUACUACCAGAGCAGAGCUCUGGCCCAGUUAGUCAAGCACUUUGGUUGGACUUGGGUUGGAGCUAUUAGAUCAAAUGAUGAUUAUGGAAAUAAUGGCAUAGCCACAUUUAGAGAAGUCGCCCAGCAGCUGGACAUCUGUGUAGAAUACUCUGUGCCAUUCUUUAGAACAGAUCCACCAGACAAAAUACAAAAGAUGAUUAACAUUAUCAAAGCUUCUACUUCAAAGGUGAUUGUUGCCUUCCUCAAUCAUAUGGAUAUGGAUGUACUAAUACAUGAGUUUUCUCACCACAACUUGACUGGAUACCAGUGGGUAGGCAGUGAGGGCUGGAUCCUUGAUUCCCAAAUUGCAGCAAUGAACACCCAUCACAUUCUGGAUGGUGCCAUAGGCCUGUCCAUCCCCAAAGCACAUGUCAGUGGAAUGAGAGAGUUCAUGUUGGAUGUGAAGCCACUCAAUACAUCUACUAAUGAACUGUUUACAGAGUUUUGGGAGGCAUUAUUUAGCUGUAAGUUCAAACUGUCAAAAUUAUCAGCACAAAAUCUGAGAGAAUGUACUGGACAUGAAGAUGUGACCCGAGUGCAAAACAGCUUCACUGAUAUGUCACUCAUGCCUAUCUUUUACAAUGUGUAUAAAGGAGUGUAUGCUGUGGCCCAUGCACUUCAUAGUGUUCUCAACUGUGACAAAACAUGUGACAAUAAUGUGCGGCUAGAUCCAUUUAAGAUUUUACAGCACAUAAAAAAGGUUCAUUUCAAAACAAAGGAAGGAGAUGAGGUUUACUUUAAUGAAAAUGGAGACCCAGCAGCAAAGUAUGAAAUUAUAAACUGGCAGCCAACAGAACAUGGAAUUGUGGACUUUAUCACAGUUGGUCUUUAUGAUGCAUCUUUACCUGCAGACAAACAGCUGAAUCUGCAAAAUAAGUCUUUAACUUGGGCACAAAACUCACAACAGGUGCCUGUGUCAGUUUGCAGUGAGAAAUGUCCCCCAGGAACUCGCAAGGUUCUGCAGAAAGGAAAACCUGUCUGCUGCUAUGACUGUUUAAGAUGUGCAGAGGGAGAAAUAAGCAACAUUACAGAUUCUAUCACCUGUGUGAGAUGUGACCCUGAGUUCUGGUCAAAUGAGAGAAGAGAUGCCUGUGUAAAGAAGGAGGCAGAGUUUCUAUCAUAUGAAGAGAUUAUGGGAGCACUGCUCACUGCAGCCUCUUUAUUUGGAACAUGCAUGACUGCUGUUGUGGCAUUCAUUUUCUUCAGAUACAGACAGACUCCAAUUGUCAGGGCCAACAACUCUGAGCUGAGCUUCCUGCUGCUCUUCUCCUUGACUCUGUGUUUCUUGUGUUCUCUGACCUUCAUUGGCCGGCCCUCUGAGUGGUCCUGCAUGCUGAGACACACUGCAUUUGGCAUCACCUUUGUUCUCUGUAUCUCUUGUGUUCUGGGUAAAACAAUAGUAGUGCUAAUGGCCUUCAGGGCCACACUUCCAGGUAGUGAUGUGAUGAAAUGGUUUGGGCCUGCACAGCAGAAACUCAGUGUUCUGGGUUUCACUAUCAUACAAGUUAUCAUAUGUAUCCUCUGGUUAACAAUUUCUCCUCCAUUUCCCUUUAAGAAUUUUAAAGACUUCAAGGACAAAAUCAUCUUAGAGUGUGCUCUGGGUUCAGCUAUAGGCUUUUGGGCUGUACUUGGGUACAUAGGACUUUUGGCCAUGUUGUGUUUUUUUCUUGCUUUUCUGGCUCGGAAACUACCUGAUAAUUUCAAUGAAGCUAAAUUUAUCACCUUCAGCAUGCUGAUAUUCUGUGCAGUAUGGAUCACUUUUAUUCCAGCAUAUGUCAGCUCUCCUGGGAAGUUCAGUGUUGCUGUGGAGAUAUUUGCUAUUCUGGCUUCAAGUUUUGGACUGCUCAUUUGUAUUUUUAUUCCAAAAUGUUACAUUAUCUUAUUGAAACCAGAGAAGAAUACAAAAAAGAAUAUGAUGGGGAAGGGAACACCAAAAUCAUCCUAA
Larimichthys crocea (large yellow croaker) is the source of this 5019-nucleotide messenger RNA. RefSeq lists its product as uncharacterized. Gene Ontology annotation, biological process: G protein-coupled receptor signaling pathway. The record is from RefSeq and is a predicted model, not a curated record. Gene Ontology annotation, molecular function: G protein-coupled receptor activity. The coding region runs from base 16 to 5019 and encodes 1667 amino acids. Gene Ontology annotation, cellular component: plasma membrane. NCBI's taxonomy places the organism in Eukaryota, Metazoa, Chordata, Actinopteri, Sciaenidae. The transcript has 13 exons.